GAUUAUUUGGUGCAGAUACGACACGAUAUAUAAAAUCUGCAAAAUGACAAGUAACUUUAGUCGAAAUAAAUCAACAUGCGCGUACUUUUCCUGUUUGCGACAAUUCUUGUCGCGGCUGUCCUAGCCGUUGACCAAGAAACUCAUCCCACCAUGCAAGGGAUGCAGAGUCUCUCUAUUUCAUACGAUACGCCCGAACAAUUUUCGUUGCUGAAAAAUUACGUGGACGAUCCUGGAUUCGAUUUUGUAAGAAGCACAAACGAUCUCGUGGAUGUUCUGGUGACGGCGGACAAAAUCGAAGAGUUCAAACAACUCCUUGAGGAACACCGUAUGAAUUACACGGUUAUGAUCGAAGACGUUCAACAACUAGUUACAGAGCAGCUCAUCAAACAGGAAGUGGAGCGUAGAUUGCAAGCUAGAACUCAAGAUUAUGCUUCCGGAAGAUUAUCUUUCACUUAUUAUCCCAAUUACAAGGAAGUAAACGAGUACCUAACCUAUCUGACACAGACCUACAAGAACAUAGCCUCGUUAAUUACCAUAGGUAAUUCUUACGAAGGAAGGUCGAUGAAAGUUUUGAAGUUGUCGACUGGUGGCGCGAACAAGCCGGCCAUUUUCAUCGAUGCUGGAAUUCACGCCAGAGAAUGGAUCGCUCCAGCGACAGCUCUGUACAUGGUAGAUUUAAUGCUACAAAACCACAGAGAUCUCCUGACCAAGGUUGAUUGGUACGUCCUGCCAGUUUUGAAUCCAGAUGGUUACGAAUACACGCACAGCUCGUCAGCGAACCGAUUAUGGAGGAAAACAAGAUCGAACACGGGCUCGACUUGCAGGGGUGUCGAUGGAAACCGAAACUACGACAUGCAAUGGAUGACAACUGGCGCGUCCAAUAAUCCGUGCAGCGACACUUACGCCGGGCCUAAACCGUUCUCCGAAGUGGAGAACCAACACUUGAGGGAUUUCAUUUUGGCACGGAAGGGACAGAUCAAGGCCUACCUUACGUUCCAUUCCUACGGCCAGUACAUCUUGUACCCCUGGGGCUGGACAUCCAACGUGCCCGCUAACGAACCAGAGCUGCGUAAUCUUGCUAGCCAAUGUGCACAAGCUAUUGCCAAGUCUCGCAGAACUCGAUACACUUAUGGAACUUCAGCUAAUGCACUAUAUCCAGCUGCUGGCGGCAGCGACGACUGGGCUCUGGGCAAAGCGAACAUCAAAUUGUCAUUUACCUACGAAUUGCCCGGUGGAAAUUCUGGGUUCUUGUUACCAGCGUCUGAGAUCAAACCCGUUGGUAUCGAGACGUUCGAGGCUCUCAAAGUGACCCACCAAUACGUCACGUCGAAAUACUCUUCGCAUUAGUGAAAUUGAAACUGUAGGCUUGUUGUAAAGGGUGCGACCAUUUCGAUUUUGUAUCGCGGAAAGCAGUAAAAGUCCCAAAAUAAAUUACGUCAAAUUGUUUUCGUA
Messenger RNA from Frieseomelitta varia, 1452 nucleotides. RefSeq names its product carboxypeptidase B-like. Gene Ontology annotation, molecular function: zinc ion binding; metallocarboxypeptidase activity. NCBI's taxonomy places the organism in Eukaryota, Metazoa, Arthropoda, Insecta, Hymenoptera, Apidae. The record is from RefSeq and is a predicted model, not a curated record. The coding region runs from base 76 to 1347 and encodes 423 amino acids. The transcript is spliced from 8 exons. Gene Ontology annotation, biological process: proteolysis.